CUGCUACCGUAGAGAAUUGCAAAACCAGCAAAACAGAAAGCAUAUUUAAGUGUUUCUCAUUUUGAUGGUCUUCAAAUGUAGGCCUGAGAUGAGAUAUGUCCAGCCCAGCUACUCCUUGGAUCGAUAGAACGUAACGUUGACACUCCAAGCUAAAACUAGUGGCCAUUGGGCUCUAGGAAUAUGUGGCACAUCCCUCAAGACAGAAGUUCCUGGAUUGUGAAUGUCAAAUAGUAUUCACUGUCUGUGCUCAACGCUACACCAUGUUUACGAAGAAAGUCCACGCCGAUGUAAAGAAGUCGACUCUCAAGGUCCAAGACUUGAAGAAAGAUUCAACCACUCGUUUAAAGCACCUGAAAAUUGUGCUAGAAAACCUUGAUGUAGAGGAGUCUCGUCAAUUUUUUGAAGCAAACUUUAGUCACAUAUAUUGCAUUGUGUAUGACAGCUUCAUUGCGGCUGAAACCAAUCUUCGACAGAGAGAGCUGACAUUCCACUUGGUUCACAAGGCUCAUCGAGAGGAAUUAGAAUGUGUACUUCAAGUAUUAGAAAAAGCUUUAAUAUAUCUACCAGAACUGCUUGGGAGACGAUGGCAGUGUCACUCAUUGACUCGAAUCAUGACAAAACUUCUGCAUCCAGGCAAUUCAUGGAAGUUAAGGCGGGAUGCAAUGAGAUACUUUUUACUUUGGUACCAGGCUUUAGGAGAUAUGGCUCCCAAUGCAAUCCAUGCUAUGUUUGCAACUCUUGUACCAGGAUUUCCCUCCCCUUUCCCCGGACUUGGUUUAGAUGUGUUGAAUAAAAGUGCUACACAAGUGUCAUCAAGUCAUGACAACCAAGGCCGAGUGGGUCCUGUUGAAAUUUUGCCUGUUUUCCCUCCACAAAGUGGUGAGAAGCAGCCCGAAAAUUUGCCUUGUUUCUUCUUGGAUGCUCUUUUGGAAUUUCUUGUAACACAGUUUGGACGUAUUGAGUGGAGAGACAAAAUUUGUCGCCAACAUAAGAGCUUUAUGUUUCUGUUUGAACGAUUCAAGCAAUAUUAUUUACCUCAUAUUUUCCCUGAGUUCUCAUCAACCACAAGCCUUUACAAACCCAACCUUGAACUGCCAACUUUGCGGAAAGCUUCAGGAAGCCCUGAUGAUAGACGGCGGUUUGACCCAAUGGCAAGCUGUCAAGUUGCAUUUAUUAAAUGGAUUGCUAACUAUACACAUGCUACAAAAAAGGGGGAAAUAGGUUUUGCAACCUCUAUCCCCGCCAACAGGUGUGUACCCGUAUCAUCGCAUUCCCAAGCUCUUUCUCAGCUGCACUCCCAAGCCCCGACUCAACCUUUGCACCUGAGCUUGCAACCACACUCCUCGCAUUUGUCUGCUGCUCAAAUUUCUCAAGCAAGUUUGCACCUCGCUACUCAUCCUAGUGCGCAGGGAUAUUGCUUGGCUACUAAUGAUGAAACAGAACGAUCUCCUGGCACUGAGCUUAGGAGGGUCAGUGUGAGUCAGGCAGGCAUAUCAACCAGUGACGCUGUAUCUCCUGAUUCAAAUCAAUCAGUUUCAUUUUCUCAAUCUGACUCCACUCUCAGUGAGGAUCCGAAUCAAAGUGCAAUAUGUCUUGUGAGGGAAGUUCUGUAUUCCAGUAGGGACAAUGUGAACCUUAUUCAUGAAGUAUAUCGUCAAGCAUUUCUGCUUGAUAUGUCUCAAGCUGCUGCAGUUCGCAGAACAAUUGCUGUGUAUAAGGAUUGGAUCCAAAUGAAGGUGGACUUGCCUCCUUUUAUGCUUGAACCUUUGGAUGGGCACAAACAAGAGGACCACAAUCGAACAAAAAAUGGAAAUCCUUCAGAAAUCUUGGCAAAUGAUAUUGGGGAAACACAUCGCCAAACAAGACUACGCAAUGAUUCUUAUCUAGGUGCAAUUCAUAGAGAGAAUUUACUAGUUCGUGCUGGACUGCAGAACCUUCUCCAAGUGUUUAUUACACAUGCUGCUCAUGUCUUUACUUUAGAAGUUACCUCAGACUUUCCUGUUCUUCUAGAAGAACAAGUGGAAGCAUGCAAAAGAGUUCUGAAUAUUUAUCGCUACAUGGUUAUGCAUACAAGAAUGGAAGCUCGCACAUGGGAGCAGCUUCUUGUAGUACUUCUUCAAGUUACUUCCUUGAUUUUAAGUCGAACGCCUCCUAAAAGGAAAGAAGAAACACUCGGAGGAAAGCUUGCUCCUGCAAUUUUUCAGACUCUGAUAGUCACUUGGAUCAAAGCAAAUUUGAAUGUUGUUAUUUCCACCAGACUGUGGGACCAAUUUUUAACUGUUCUUUCAUCCUUGACCCAGUGGGAAGAAUUAAUCAAAGAGUGGGCGAAAACAUUGGAGACUCUUACCAGAGUUCUAGCCAGACAUGUGUACAAUCUGGAUUUAAAUGACCUACCUUUAGACAGACUGACCGAGCAGAAAGCCAAACGACGCCGCGGGGGAGCGGGUGGAAAUCUUGACAAUGGCAUCAUGGGCUCAUAUUCUGUGGACAAUUCUGCUCGAGGUAGUAACAGUGUGUCAAAUGUUGAUUCUGGGAGAGGAAAUGGAGCGUUGGCACCCAGAAGAGCACGAGACAGACCUGGUACUAAUGCAAAGCCUGCUCAAAUGCAUAGCCAUCAGGAGGAGAAUGACAAUGGUCCAAGCAGUUUUGCCAACUCAGAUACAAGCACUGUGAUGUUUCCUCUGACAAGUAGGCAAGGAAGCCACCGUAAAAGAACAUACAGUUCAGGAGAAUCUGCACUUGUUCGAAGCUCAAGUGAAACCAAUGUUAAUUUAUUGAAAGCUGGACAUCAUCAUCAUCGUCCGAGGACACCUCGGCCUGAAUCACAUUCCCACACUGUUGUCAUUCCAGUUUUGCCUCCAUCUGUUGAAGUGGAAGUGGCGCGCAUUUUGGCUUGUGCAGAUGGUAGACCAUGUCCUCCCGCUCGCUUGCGUAAACGAAGGUCUCGAUCUAUGGACUCUCUUAGGGGAACUCGUGGAGGCUCUCCUCUGCACUUGUAUGAGUCAGAAUGUGCCACCCGGUCUCCAUCUCCUGCACCCUCAAGUGGCCUUGAAAGCACUUCCUUCAAGGAUUCUCCCAUGCAGAUCGAUAUGAUUAGUGCUGAUGGUGCUUGUAUAGAUGUAGAUGAUGGCGAGGGCAGGGUGGAACAGCGAAGUGUGAUGGCUGGUGGAGCAGAGCGUGGCUGGCUUCCCGACGUAGCUGUGGUGCUCUGGCGACGCAUGCUGGGUGCGCUGGGAGACGUCAACAGGCUUGCGGAUCCAGCGCUGCAUGCACAAGUCUUUGACUAUUUGGUGGAUCUCAAUGAAACAAUGGUCAAAAUCCGACUUAACCAAGGAGUUUCCCCUGACAAUCUGAACACACCUCCCCUGCCAGACCUGGUGCCACCUAUCACGAUUAUUGCUCCUUGGUGCUUUCAGGCUUUGAAGUUACCUGAAAGCUACCAGAAAGGAAAGUUGAGUGCCUGCAGGCUUUUGUGUAGUAUGACGAUAACUCCUCAUGACAUUCCAUUAGGCCGAGAUCACAUAACACAAUUUUAUAGUGUUUUGCAUCAUGGUCUCAUUGGCACAGACCAGUUCAUUAUGAAUUCUUUGGUCAAAUUUUGCGGACCACGAUUUUUUUCUCUGCAACUUCCUGGGUUCUCUUUGCUUCUGUUGGAUUUUAUUCAUGCUGCCAACACCAUUGUCUCAACAUCAGACUUACGUCAAACACCAAGAACAGAGGCUAUGUCGAUUUUGGGAGCAUUACUGUGUUUGACAAACAAUCUCUCAUCAUUCCCAGUUUUGCAACCAAAUGCAGUGGACUACUCCAUAAUGUCCUGUGUGGAUGCCAAGGACCAUAUUGUUAACAUAUUGCUGAAAUGUGGCAAAAGAGAGCCAGCUGGUCUGGCGCGGUGCAUAGCACUUUCCUCUCUUGGUAUCUAUCUGUAUCAGGAGCUCAGCAAUCCACCCAAUGCUAAAGGCCAACGCUUCUUCCAUCCAAAAAUGCCUGAAGCCAUAAAUGUAUUGCUUUUGGCCUUACGGAGGUGUGCUUAUCGAAACCUUUCACCACAGUGUGCAUCAACGAGUAAGUUCAAUCACAGAACAGUUGGUCAAGUUGCUUCUGAUAUUCUCCUUCUCCUGGUCGACCAUGUUACGAUACUGCUUGACUACUUCCCUGAUGUUCCAUGUCAUAUUGUUGAGGUUAUUGCAUCGACUUUGGCUCAGCUGACACCUCAAGAAGGAAUUCAAAUGUCUGAGAGAGAUAAACGACUUUUGACAUCCUUGCUUUUCUGUCUGGGUGAAUGGGUUAUGGCAUUACCCAAAGAGGUUCUUCUGUCAGUGCGGCCUUCCAAAUCACCCUCCAAAGAAGAUCAAACCAGUCUUCUGCACAAAAUUUUCAAGGUACUUAUCAAAAUCAGUGGAGGCUCAUCUGGUGGUGGCAUCAACACAAUUGAGUCCUAUUUCAAGCCAGACUUGUUGCAUGAGUUCGACCCAAGCAUUACUCUUGACAAUCUUAAAGAGGGCACCAGUGGUGGUGGUGUGGGAGGCCGUCGCAGCUCUGCCAUGCCUCCAGAAACAUAUGCUCACAGGCAGCCCUGUGGAGUAACUGUCAAACUAGCAGCUAAAAUGGUUCUCAUGCAUAUGUUGAAUCACGUUGGCCAUUUUCCCAUGGCAAUUGGAGCGGCUCGUCUGUCCUCCAUGGUGGUGGAGCAUGAUGAUGUGCCAGGACUUUCUCCUGAUGAAUUAAGUGUCCAAAUAUUCUCUGCACCGAACAUACAGCUCUUGGUACUGAGCUCCCAGAGGCUCCUUUCUCUUGUUGAAUUACCCACUCUGGCAGUUCCUGGUGGUGGGGUAACUGCAGGAUUGACAACAGCUCAGUCUCAAGUUAGAUUAUUGCUCAGGGACCUGAGUGGGAAAUCUUGUUGGGAUGCUUCUAUUCUCUACUGCAGCCCAGAAGAUAGUUCAGAUUCAUCCCUCAAAUGUUGGGCCCCAACAUCAGCUGGAUCUGGUCAAACUGUAUUUGCUCCAUCGUCGGGCACAGUUCUUCCUCGUAGACCUCUGUCAGUGCCAGUGCAGGCCAAGAUGGAUGAGUCCCUGCUGGCCUCAUGUCUUGUUAGCCACACUCCACCUCAACACACUCUACGCCACCGACCACCUCAUAUCCUCCCAACAUCUCAAAACACCGCAGCAGACAUGGACAACCUGGAUGAUCUACUGCAAUACAUUGGACACACUAGCCCUGAAUGCCUGGAAUCAUUAGAUACGCCACGCAAUCUUCCAUCUGCUCCACCACCUCCUCUGUUUGCUGAACUUGAACAGGAGGUCAUAACCUGUGUACUCAAUCAGAGAUUCAAUGAACAGGAAUACCUUCAGAAGCAUAAUUCUCACAUUACCAUGCUGGGCGAAUGGGCACAGCGCCCCCCACACAGUCCCCCAGCAUCACCUUUCCAACAUUGCCGCCUAUUAUUCUCCCAACUGGGAUUUGCUGGCUGGGAGCGUCGAUCUCAACUGAAUCUGCUGUCAAAGAAUGAAAAGUUACUCAGAGAACUCCGCAAUCUUGAUUCUCAGAGAUGCCGGGAAACCCACAAAAUUGCUGUCAUAUAUGUAGCAGAGGGCCAGGAAGAUAAAAAUUCAGUCCUCUCUAAUACGUGUGGUAGCCAAGCGUAUGAAGAAUUUAUUGCUGGUCUGGCUUGGGAGGUUGAAUUAGAAUCUCACACUGGGUUCUUGGGAGGUUUACAACGCAACAAAAGCACAGGUGACACUGCUCCAUACUACGCUACGUCAUUCCUUGAAGUUAUAUUUCAUGUGGCAACUCGCAUGCCCUCUUCCAGUCAGGAAUCUUUGUUACAAAAGACCCGUCAUCUGGGAAAUGAUGAAGUUCACAUUGUCUGGUCAGAGCAUACCAGAGACUACCGACGUGGCAUCAUUCCAACCGAAUUCUGUGAUGUUUUAAUUGUGAUUUAUCCAUUGCCCAACAAGCUCUUCAGAGUGCAAGUUACACGAAAACCAGAGGUACCUUACUUUGGUCCUCUUUUCAAUGAAGCCAUUGUUGACCAACGAGUUCUCCCUGGAUUAGUCAGAGCGACUGCCAUCAGUGCGUCUCGUGCCAUGCGCAGCCUCUUACCAUUUUAUCAACAACAUUAUGAAGAUAGAGCCAAAUCUUUGGACACCAUUGUAAAAAAUCAUAAGGAUGCAACAACGUAUGAAGAGUUCACAGGCCAUGUAUUUUCUCCUGCUCCUAGCUCAUCCACUUUCUACUCUGGCCCAAACCGUACUUCAGGUGUUCCACAUAACUAUCCAGAAAGAGACAGCAGUUUCACUCAUAGUUCUCAGCUUGCAGCAGCUUUACUCGAUUCACAUAGACAUCCAUCUCCUCGCUCGUCUAAUGCAGGACUUCAUGACGUGCCUCUUCGAGGCGGAUCUGAGGUUGAUGCCCUACAUGGUAUAUCUCCCCGUCCAUUGAAGAAACUACCUCUGAAAUUGAACUCUCGAGCUGCUAAGGGACUUGGAUCAUCCUCUUUGACUCCUCCAGACAGUCCUACUAGUCGCAAAUCUAAGUAAUAGCUUACUUUUGAAGCUACGCAAAGCAUUUAUUUUUACUGUUAAAUAUCUCUUAUUUCCAAUCCUCUUGUGAUCUUUACCAAUUUAUGGCUAAUAAGUUAAGAAAUUGUGUCAUAUAUUCAGGGCACAAGUGCAAUGCUUUACUUGGUCAUUGUCUUCUUUUUAACUGGGCUAGUUUUACUUUCCAAAUUAUUUUUUUUUGUGUAGCCUCUUUUUCUUUUUGUAAGUUUCUUUUAAGCCAUCUUUUUGCAAGUAUGUGAUUCAUGGCGGCACUGAUGUACGAACUUGUUCCUCUGUUAGGAACUGUAAGGACUUAAAUUGCUUAACUGUUUUGUCACUUUGUUAUUAUUAUGUUAUUGUUGAUUUCUUUAGUCAAACUAAGCGUUUUAAUUUGCUUAUAUUAGUAUAAGUGUAUGAUCAAAAUGGUCUGAUCAGUAUUACCUACUUUUUUGGAACUGACUCUGUGACCACUACCAGCCACACAUGUGUAAAAUACUGAUUAAUUUAUAUCAGAUUGGUCCAAAUGGACGUCCUAUUCUUUACUUUUAAUCAAAGCAGUGAUCAAAAAUCAAAUAACCAUAUCAGUGGUUUGGGCAUUUAAUGGACUUGUUUUUAUCAUUGUAUUUGAUAUUGUGAGAAGGUGUCAUUUCAUCAUUUCUUUUUCUUUCAUGCCUUUAUGUAGUUUGAGUAGUGAGGAAAAAAAAAGAAAAAAAUGUAGGAAAGACUACUUAUAUCCAUGUCUGAAAACCUCUCUGAUUGACUCAGAGUGUUAAAGUGAGCAAUUUAUAGGAGUACAUACUCUGACCACUUAAUUAGGAACAUGUAGUUUUGUCUUUUCCAUUAACUUUCCUCAACUUCAUUGCUUAAAUGUUAGUCUGAUGAUACAAUGUGGUGCUGUCAAUGACAACAGAGCUUUUUGUGUCUUCCAUCUUGUUUGAUUAUUAUAAAUAACAUGGGCUCUCAUUCAAUAGUCAGUAAUCGUCCAUGUCCUUUAAAAAUAGUAAGAUGUCAUCAGGUACCGUCUGUGGGGAAUUUGUGAUCUGUCUUGGAGGAUUUGUGAUAUUACAGGUGUUAGAGCCGAUCAUUGCUAAGAGAUUGUUGUGAGCCAUAUUUUUUCAUAAAUUCAUUAGGUUUCUGAGUUUUUUUUGUCCCAAUUAUGCAUCUCUAGCAUUACCGUACACUCCAAGUAUUUUUGUUAAUUAAGUACCAAGUAGAACUUCCUGUGUGGGAAAGUAUCACAUUUAAGAGGUGGGGAUAUCAUGGCUGAAAGGUGGAAGAUCUUUAGGCUUUACUAUUUAAUCAAUACUAUGUUAGCAUGCACUCUUUGCACAAUUUAUGUCUCAAGAGAGAAAAUGUUUGUGUCCUCACCUUCUAUGACCUUUAUUACUUUAUUCAUCAGUGAGGACUAUAUUUUUAUUUUGAUUGACAAAAAUAAUAUAUUUCUAGGAAUGUGAUCAUGUUGUUGUAUUGUAAUUUAUUAUUAAAUGUUAUAUUUCUGAUGUUCUACUUUAUAUUUUCUACAAUCCAAAUCCAGUGAUAAAAUUGUAUAGAGAGAAGGUAUUUAUUAUGCAGUAUUUUUGUAUAUAUUUGAAGCGGCUGAUUUUACUGUUGAAAAUCGUACUAAUUUAUUAAUAUCUGACCGUGUGUAUAUUUCUGUAAAGGUUUCCUAUUACUGUUUCAGGAUUAUUUUAUUCCCUAUUAAACCAUAAACACCUA
This is a messenger RNA of Thrips palmi, 8255 nucleotides long. Its product is annotated as probable Rho GTPase-activating protein CG5521. NCBI's taxonomy places the organism in Eukaryota, Metazoa, Arthropoda, Insecta, Thysanoptera, Thripidae. The coding region runs from base 261 to 6539 and encodes 2092 amino acids. The transcript is spliced from 40 exons. The record is from RefSeq and is a predicted model, not a curated record. Gene Ontology annotation, cellular component: nucleus; cytoplasm. Gene Ontology annotation, molecular function: GTPase activator activity. Gene Ontology annotation, biological process: regulation of small GTPase mediated signal transduction; positive regulation of GTPase activity.